Messenger RNA from Notechis scutatus (mainland tiger snake), 8451 nucleotides. The record is from RefSeq and is a predicted model, not a curated record. NCBI's taxonomy places the organism in Eukaryota, Metazoa, Chordata, Lepidosauria, Squamata, Elapidae.
CCUACAAAAAUAACAAUGCAAGGGCAUACAGGGCGGUUAUUAAAAUCCUUGUGUUUCAUGAGUUUAACAUUUCUGCUUGUGCACAUCAUCUUUCAAAUCACAAUAGCCAGCCUUGAAGCUGCAAAAACUAUUCAACCUAAUUAUAACUGUUUGACAUGGGAAAAAGCACUAAGGCAUAUUGGAUUUGAAAGUGUCAAAGGGGCAGAUGCUGGCAAUGGGAUCCGGAUUUUUGUUCCUGAUAUUCUCAUGUUUAUUGCUAGCCUGGUCACAUGGCUUGUGUGCAGAAACAUUGUUCAAAAGGCAGAACAAGAAAAUUUGGGAGAAUACAAUGAACAGUUUGAAAAUGAAGACAUGAAUGAAAUUGAGAGAAUAGAGGCUGAAGAGGCAUUAAUAUGUGAAGAUCUAGAUGAUGAAGAAUGUGAAGAGGAAGAAACCACAAAAUUAAAAAUACUCCGCAGAAUUGCCUCCAUAGCUUCCAAAGUGAAGGAAAUUAUUGGUAACCUUAUAAUCACAGCUGGAAAAGUUGUUGUUACAAUUUUACUUGGUACAACAGGAAUGAUGUUGCCUUCCCUGACUUCAGCUGUAUAUUUCUUUUUAUUCUUGGGCUUGUGCACAUGGUGGUCCUGUUGUCGAGCAUUUGAUCCUCUGAUCUUCAGCUGCCUUUGUGUGUUAAUGACAAUAUUCAGUGGAGGCCAUUUAAUUGCACUUUAUCUGUACCAAUUACAAUUUUUUCAGGAAAUCAUUCCACCUGGUGACUAUUAUGCCCGGUUGUUUGGUAUCACUCCACUUGUUCAGACCAACUGUUCAAGCACCUGGAAACUCAUAACCAACCAAAAUUUGAAUUGGUACCACCGUACCAACCCUAUCUUGCUGCUACUCUUAUAUUAUACCCUAGCAACUCUGAUUCGACUUUGGUUUAAUGAACCUAUUAUGUCUGACGAUGAAAAAUCAGAUAUAAAUAAGGAAGAUGAAAUAGAGUGCACCCCAAUUCAAAUAACUGCAGACAGAAGACGCAGCUUGUGGUAUACAAGUCACUACACAACUGAUGAGAGAAAACUUCUGUCAAUGACUCAGGAUGAACACAAGCCACCUGACGUCCUGCUUGUGACACUGAAUGGUACACCUGUUGAUUUUCAAAGCAUACACCCUUUGCGCCCUAUAGAAAAUGGACCUGCCAAGACAGAUCUGUACUCAAGACCACAAUACAAGUGGGAUCCCUCAGCUAACGAUCUAGAAAAGAAAGAAGUGGAAGAGGAAGGAGAGGAGGAGGAAGAAGAAGAAAAUUCAGAGGAAGAAGAAAGCUCCAAAGUUCAUGCAAUGGUCUCAGUUUUCCAUUUUAUCAUGAAACAGAGUUAUGUCUGUGCUUUGAUCGCCAUGAUGGCCUGGAGUAUUACUUACCACAGUUGGUUAACAUUUGUAUUAUUGAUAUGGUCUUGCAUACUUUGGAUGCUUCGUGACCGUAGGAAAUAUGCAAUGAUAAGUUCACCUUUUAUGGUGGCUUAUGGAAACUUAUUAUUAACAUUUCAAUAUAUAUGGAGUUUUGAGAUGAAUGAUAGUGAACUUCCUCAAGUUUCUGGAUUUCUAGAACGGAAAGCACCUCCUGAAUUAGGAUCAAAGAUAUUUUUUGGACUUACUUUUUGGCUGCUGUUGAGACAACAUCUCACUGAGCGGAAGUCUUUGCAAUUAAAUGAAACUGUUUUGUCAGAGGUCAAAAUUGGAGAGGAAGAGAGUGAAGAAAAAGAUGAUGAAUCCCAAAAAGAAGAAGAAGAAUCCUCCAAAGAAGAAGAGAAAGAGGAAGAAGAAGGGGGGGAAUUAGAGGAGAAGGAAGAAGAAGAGGAGGAGGAAGAAGAAGAAGAGGAAGAAGAAGAUGAUGUAAUGAAAGUCCUAGGGAACAUGGUGAUGGCGAUGUUUGUUAAGUACUGGAUUUAUGUCUGCGGAGGAAUGUUCUUCUUUGUCAGCUUUGAGGGAAAAAUUGUCAUGUACAAAAUCAUCUAUAUGAUGCUCUUCUUGUUUUGCGUAGUCCUCUAUCAGGUCCACUAUGACUGGUGGAGACGAAUUCUGAAAUAUUUUUGGAUGUCAGUUGUGGUUUACACUAUGUUAGUGCUUGUUUUCAUUUACACAUAUCAGUUUAAAGCAUUCCCUGACUUGUGGAAAAACAUGACAAACAUGAAUGAUGAUCAGCUAAAGGAUCUUGGCUUAGAACAGUAUUCUAUAGCAGAAUUAUUUACUCGCAUUUUUAUCCCAACGUCCUUUCUCUUGGUAUGCAUAUUGCACUUGCAUUACUUCCAUGAUCGAUUCCUCCAACUCACAGAUUUAAAAGCCAUAGUCAGCAAACAAGACAGUGCUAUUUACAGACUGGUGCAUCAAGAUGAAAGCUUGCCUGAUCUCACAAUGAUGAAUUUGAAUGCCAACAUUGAACAGGAAGAGGACAAAAUGUUUCAAGAUCAAGAAAAAAUGCUGCAGGAAGAAAAUAUAGUGGAAAGAAGAAAAAGUGAAAAUGAAGUAGAUGAUAAUGAAAAAAAGGAAGAAGAAUUGGAUGAAGAAGGUGAAGGUGAAGAUGAGGAUGAAGAUGAAGAUGAGGAUGAAUCGGAGAUAGGAGGAAUAUCAGAUUUAAAGAACAAAUGGCAUUUGGUAAUUGACCGUCUAACUGUACUUUUCUUGAAGUUUCUGGAAUGCUUUCAUAAGCUUCAAGUUUUUGUAUGGUGGCUUUUGGAACUACACAUAAUCAAAAUUGUGUCAUCAUAUAUUAUAUGGGUAACAGUAAAAGAGGUUUCUCUCAUUAACUAUGUGUUUAUAAUUGCCUGGGCUUUUGCUUUACCAUAUUCUCAGUUCCGUCCAUUGGCAUCCGGUGUCUGCACAGUUUGGACCUGUGUGAUUAUUAUCUGUAAAAUGUUGUACCAGCUUGAAUCUAUUAACGUUGCAUCAUUUUCUAUCAGUUGUCCAAUGCCUAAUACUACUGAAAAUCAGGAAAACCUGAAUGAAUCACUUCUCUACAAAAAACCCAUUGAUCCAACUGAGUGGGUUGGAUUAAGAAAGUCCUAUCCAUUGCUUGUGUACUUGAGGAAUAAUUUGCUGAUGCUGGCAAUUCUGGCCUUUGAAGUUACUGUUUACCGACACCAAGAAUACUACCGAUGUCAUAAUAACCUCACUGCUCCAGAAACCAAAACUAUUUUUCAUGAUAUUACCAGAUUACAUUUGGAUGAUGGCAUAGUUAAUUGCCUUAAGUAUUUUGUAAACUACUUCUUCUACAAAUUUGGUUUGGAGAGUUGUUUCCUGUUGUCCGUAAAUGUAAUUGGUCAACGGAUGGAUUUCUAUGCAAUGAUCCAUGGCUUUGCUUUAAUUGCUGUUUUGUAUCGGCGGAGAAGAAAAGCUAUUGCAGAAAUAUGGCCCAAGUACUGUUGCUUUCUGUCAUGCAUUAUUACAUUCCAGUACUUCAUGUGUAUUGGAAUCCCACCUGCACCUUGUAAGGAUUACCCAUGGAGAUAUCCAAAUGCCAACUUCAACUCUAAUAUCAUCAAAUGGUUAUACUUUCCAGAUUUUGUUGUUAAACCAAAUCCAGUCUUCCUUGUGUAUGAUUUCAUGUUGCUACUAUGCGCAUCCUUACAAAGGCAGACAUUUGAAGAUGAGAACAAGGCUGCUGUACGUAUCAUGGCUGGAGACAAUGUAGAAAUCUGUAUGAACCUUGAAGCAGCUUCAUUUAGUCAACACAACCCUGUCCCUGAUUUUAUUCAUUGCCGAUCUUAUCUAGACAUGGGUAAAGUGGUUAUGUUCAGUUAUCUCUUCUGGUUUGUUCUUACUAUCAUCUUUAUAACGGGAACCACUCGGAUCAGUAUAUUUUGUAUGGGUUACUUGGUAGCCUGUUUUUAUUUUCUACUUUUUGGAGGAGAUCUGUUACUGAAGCCAAUCAGAAGCAUCCUUCGAUAUUGGGAUUGGCUGAUUGCUUAUAAUGUCUUUGUGAUUAUAAUGAAAAAUAUAUUAUCGAUAGGAGCAUGCGGCUACAUCAAGUCAUUGAUCAACAAUAGCUGUUGGGUGAUUCAAGCAUUCAGUCUGGCUUGUACAGUUAAAGGUUAUGACAUCCCUUUGGAUGAUCCAGAGUGUAAAUUGCCAAGUGGAGAGGCAGGAAUAAUCUGGGAUAGCAUUUGCUUUGCUUUUCUAUUGCUCCAAAGAAGAGUUUUCAUGAGUUACUACUACCUUCAUGUGGUUGCUGAUAUUAAAGCUUCACAGAUUCUGGCAUCCAGAGGUGCUGAACUCUUCCAGGCCACAAUUGUGAAAGCUGUAAAAGCAAGACUUGAGGACGAGAAAAAAUCAAUGGAUCAACUGAAGAAACAGAUGGAUCAUAUCAAAGCCAGACAACAGAAGUAUAAAAAGGGUAAAGAAAGGGUGCUGAGUAUGAGUCAAGAAGCCUCGGAUGAGCAAGAAAUUCAAAAGGUUGCUGAAGAAGAAGAUGAUGAUGAUGCAGACAAAGAAAAGACCAAGGGCAAAAAAAAGCAGUGGUGGCGGCCUUGGGUUGAUCAUGCUUCCAUGGUCAGAAGUGGAGAUUAUUAUUUGUUUGAGUCGGACAGUGAAGAAGAGGAGGAAGAGGAAGGAAAGGAAGAGGAAGAGCCUCCCAAAAGAUCUGCUUUCCAGUUUCUUUAUCAGGCUUGGAUUACUGAUCCUAAAACUGCCCUACGACAGAGGCUCAAAGAGAAUAAAAAGAAUAAAAAAAGGCAGAAAUUAUCUGAUGAUGUUGAAAUAGAUAUGGAGGGUGCAGAAAGAGAUGAACCUGUCAAAAGUAAAUCUGAUGGCCCUGAUAAUAUUUUUAAAAGAAUAUAUAACAUUUUGAAGUUUACCUGGGUUCUUUGUCUGGCAACAAUAGACAGUUUUACAGCUUGGCUAAAUUCAGUUUCAAGAGAGCAUAUUGAUAUUUCCACAGUAUUAAGAAUUGAGAGAUGUAUGCUAACUAGAGAAAUAAAAAAGGGAAAUGUUCCAACUCGAGAGAGUAUCCAUAUGUAUUACCAGAACCAUAUGAUGAAACUUUCUAGGGAAUCAGGAUUGGAUGAAAUUUAUGAGCCUGGACAGGCUGAGAGGACUGCAAGUUUAGAAUCAGCAGCUUCUCGUGACAGCGAAUCCAGUGAGGCUACCCAAGUCACUAUGCUGUAUUCCCGUCAGGGGACAGCAGAAACUAUUGAAGAGGUCGAAGGGGAGGACCAUGAAGGAGAAGAGGCAGAAACUGAACCCAUAGAAGAACAUGAAAUGGAAGAUUACUGUAUGGAUUCUGAAGGAGUUGCAUAUAUUUCUGAUUCAGAUAUGCCAUCCUAUUCUGCUAUGGAUGGCAUUGCUGAACCCCCUCCAUCAUAUAGCAAAGCUGUGAGCUUGGAACUUUUCCCCUUAGACAGUUCCCAGGAUGAUUCAUCUAGUAGAAACCAAAUGUUAGUGAGCCCAGAUGAAAAUCAGUCUGAAAAACCAGAAGAUUCUAUUCUUCCUCCUUUGACACAUGAACUAACUGCAAGUGAAUUACUACUUAACAAAAUGUUUCAAGAUGAUGAACUAGAUGAGUCUGAGAAAUUCUACGCUGGUCAACCUCGACAUUUACUUCUUAUUUAUGCUCUAUAUAAUACACUUGUAGCCCGCUCAGAAAUGGUGUGUUAUUUUGUGAUCAUUCUUAAUCAUAUGUUCUCUGCCUCAACAAUUUCCCUUGUGCUUCCUAUCCUCAUCUUCCUUUGGGCAAUGCUAUCUGUUCCAAGGCCUAGCAAACGUUUUUGGAUGACAGCUAUAAUCUAUACUGAGGUUACAAUAGUGAUAAAGUAUUUUUUCCAGUUUGGAUUCUUCCCUUGGAAUAAACAACUAGAACUAAAAAAAGAUAGACCAUAUUUUGCUCCUAAUAUUAUUGGUAUUGAGAAGAAAGAGGGUUAUGUGCACUGCGACCUUGUUCAACUACUUGCUUUGUUUUUCCAUCGGUCCAUUUUAAAGUGUCAUGGAUUAUGGGAUGAGGAAGAUGGAGGAGACAAUGGGAAUAGUAAAGAUGACUCAGAUGAUGAGUUGGCUGAAUCAUAUAGAAGAGAUUCUGCUGACUCUUUGACGUCAGUCAAUUUGGCAGCAUCUGUUGAAUCCAUACAUGUCCAUUUCCCAGAACAGCAAACCGCUAUCCGCAGGAAAAGUUCAAGCAGUGGCUCACAUUUAUCACAGAGAUCCAGCUUCUCCUCUCACCGUUCAAAGAGAGGAAGUACCAGCACACGCAACAGUAGUCAAAAAGGAAGCAGUGUGUCCAGCAUAAAAAGGAAGUCAAAAAAAGAGCUUCUGAUGGAAAAACUGAGAGAACAAUAUAUCAUCGCAAAGGCAUUUACAAUUAAAAAGACACUUCAAAUAUAUCUGCCCAUCAGACAGUUUUUCUACAAUCUUAUCCACCCGGAAUACAGUGCUGUGACAGAUGUUUAUGUCCUGAUGUUCCUAGCUGAUACUGUGGAUUUCAUUAUCAUUGUCUUUGGAUUCUGGGCUUUUGGGAAACAUUCUGCAGCAGCAGAUAUUACUUCUUCAUUAUCAGAGGACCAAGUCCCAGAGGCCUUUUUAGUGAUGGUACUAAUUCAGUUUGGAACCAUGGUAGUCGAUCGGGCACUGUACCUGAGAAAGACAGUCAUGGGGAAAGUAAUCUUUCAGGUUAUCCUUGUUUUCGGCAUACACUUUUGGAUGUUCUUUAUCUUGCCCAUUGUGACAGACAGGAAAUUUAGUCAAAACACAGUUGCCCAGCUUUGGUAUUUUGUGAAAUGUGUUUAUUUUGGAUUAUCAGCAUAUCAGAUACGUUGUGGCUAUCCAACCCGUGUACUUGGCAAUUUCCUUACAAAAAGUUAUAAUUACGUAAAUCUGUUUUUAUUCCAAGGGUUCCGCCUAGUCCCUUUCUUGACUGAAUUGAGGGCAGUUAUGGACUGGGUUUGGACAGAUACCACAUUAAGUCUUUCCAGUUGGAUCUGUGUUGAAGAUAUUUAUGCUCAUAUAUUCAUUUUAAAGUGCUGGCGAGAGUCAGAAAAACGAUAUCCCCAACCAAGGGGCCAGAAGAAAAAGAAAGUUGUGAAGUAUGGAAUGGGUGGCAUGAUUAUUGUCUUGCUGAUAUGCAUAGUGUGGUUCCCGCUGCUCUUCAUGUCUCUAAUUAAAUCUGUUGCAGGUGUCACAAAUAGGCCUCUUGAUGUAUCCAUCACAAUAACUUUAGGAGGUUACCAGCCUAUUUUUACAAUGAGCGCCCAGCAAAGUCAACUAAAAAAUAUGACAAAUAAACAGUUUCGAGACUUUAACAAUGCAUUUAAGAAGGAUACCGGUGCUUUACAGUUUCUAGAAAACUAUGCUAUAGAAGAUAUAACAGUUGCUCAGCUAGAAGGCAGUUCAAAUUCUUUAUGGACCAUCAGUCCUCCUAGCAGAAAAAAUAUGAUAAAGGAGCUCAAGGCAGAUAAUCCUGAUUUUUCUUUGGUUGUUUCAUGGAGCAUUCAAAGAAAUAUCUCUCUUGGAGCAAAAGCAGAAACAGUAUCAGAUAAAAUAUCUCACAGUCUACCAGCUGAUGCAAGAAAAAAAAUUGCAGCAAUGAUGGAAAAUCCAAAUCAACAUGUAAACCACUUUUUUGUUUUAAUAGAAAAAUUAUAUCCACAUUACGUCAAGGCACCUAGCGAUAAUGUUGCAAAACCUAUAAAACAACUCUUGGAAGGUGGGAAGUUUAAAGAUAUCACUGUUUCACUAUCCAAUAAUAACAAGUCCGGUGAAAUUCAUGAAUGGUGGGUUUUGAACCAGAAGAACAAAUUUUUGGAGCCAAAUAAAACUAGUUUGGAACUAAUAGUGUUCAGUGACAAAGUCAGUCCUCCCAGUCUUGGAUUUUUGGCAGGUUAUGGAAUCAUGGGUUUAUAUGCUUCAGUUGUGCUGGUAAUAGGAAAAUUUGUCCGUGAAUUCUUCAGUGGAAUCUCCCACUCUAUUAUGUUUGAAGAGCUUCCCAAUGUGGAUCGUAUCCUAAAGCUGUGUACAGAUAUCUUCUUAGUGCGGGAGACUGGUGAAUUAGAACUAGAGGAAGAUUUAUAUGCUAAGCUAAUAUUCCUGUACCGUUCACCAGAGACUAUGAUCAAAUGGACUAGAGAAAAAACAAAGUGAUCUAAUUGGAGUUCAAAAAAUUUGGAUUUUUUUUUGAAAAAAAAAAAGAAGCACAAAAUUCACUUUUAUAAUUGGGAAGCAAUUUUUUGUUCAUGGAAUUUGCUUGCUUCCUUAGGAAAAAAAGCUUUUUUUCCAGAUGCAACUAUUAUUAAUAUCAGAAACACUUUCUUUUCAAUUUAGUGAACAGCAUUAUCUGCAACCACAUCUAAGUUAAUUCUGAGCAGAAAAAAAGAUAUCAAAAUAGAAUAUGAGAUCUUUUGCCUGAAAAGAAAUUUUGAACUGUGCAAUUUGGUAUUUGACAUCAGUGAUUCUCAAGGAUCUACCAUGAUCCAAGUUGCUCAUCUAGGAAAU